GCAGUGAGUGGUCCUCUUUAAUCAGCAGCUGUGGGGAGGCGGAUCGAGGUGCUGACUGUAAUGUGAUAGCUGCUCCGUCCUAACGUUAUUACAUACACAUGCUGCCUGCCUGCGCUCUCGCUGCUGGAAGACGGAGCCUUCAAACUCAGCCAGAAUACUCCGAGCAGAGCAGAGGGAAGGAGCUGCGUGCGUGGACAGCGGAGAGAGAGCGGGGUGUUACUGCUAGAUCCUAGACCACUGGGUAAUAACCGCAAUACCAAGGUUUUUGGUGUGCGUUCUAUGAAAUAUCGUUUUUACGCAAGAGCCUUGGACAGUUGGACUGUUUCGUUUAGAUUAUGUUUUUUAGUUUUUGUGGUUUUUUUGGACAAGUAAAUGCGCCGGAGGGAGAAAGUCAAAGGAAAUAAAAAUAUAAAUAUAUUCUCACUGGUUUGGAGGCAACCAAUACACUCACUUCAGAUAUCAGCUAGGGAAAGCAUCAAUUCUGUGGACUAAAAACCGCUACGGACCUUCUGAAUUAAUUCAUACCGAUUUUAUUUUAUUUUUUGAAACUGGUCCGUUAUUUCUUUGUAAUAGAAGAUUAGGCUGUCUGGAUGAAAUGUAUGUUGUAUUUUCUUGUGAUUCUUAACGCGGCAGUGGCCAGAAUGGUUUUGAAUAUUUUAAAUUAUUGAAUUGAAAUAACGGGGCAAAAUAUUAUUCAUUUUAAGAAGAUACAAAAUAACUGUUAAGCGGUGGGAAUUGAAAUCGCCGUUGUGUUGAACACCAACCACAGACAGACCUCUUCCCGGUGGAGACGCGUGUUACGCGUGAGUGGAGAAAACAGUUUGCACGAGGAGGACUUUCACGGCGAGUUCUUCUCUCCAAGAUUGGAAGGCUGAAACUUCAUCUAGGAAAAUGGAUAUAUUAACGUGGCUCUGUGGAUCUUUACUGGUGGUUUGCUUACCACAAAUAGUUAUCGGUGAAGAAGGUGAGACGUGUGGUGGGCGUUUUGAUGCCAGCGACGCCGGGUACAUCACCACCCCAGGUUACCCUUUGGAGUACCCCCCUCAUCAGAACUGUCGCUGGGUCAUCACCGCUCCAGAACCCUCCCAACGUAUUGUCCUGAACUUCAACCCACACUUUGAACUGGAGAAACUAGACUGCAGAUAUGACUUCAUAGAGAUUCGAGAUGGGAACAAUGAGAAUGCGGACCUGUUGGGUAAACACUGCAGCAACAUCGCCCCUCCUGCCAUCAUUUCCUCCGGCCCCGUGCUCCACAUCAAGUUCGUCUCUGACUACGCUCACCAGGGAGCUGGCUUCUCACUGCGAUACGAGAUCUUCAAGACUGGUUCAGACUGCUCCCGUAACUUCACCAGUCAGAAUGGGAUCAUUGAGUCUCCGGGGUUCCCUGAUAAAUACCCUCAUAACCUGGAGUGUUCCUUUAUCAUCAUCGUGCCCCCGGCCAUGGACGUGACCCUGACCUUCCUGACCUUUGACCUGGAGAACGACCCCCUGCCUGGGGGAGAGGGAGACUGCAAGUAUGACUGGUUGGAGGUCUGGGAUGGUCUGCCACAGGUGGGACCUCUGAUUGGACGUUACUGUGGGACUAAGAUCCCUCCUGAGAUGACGUCGUCUACAGGAAUCCUCUCUCUGUCCUUCCACACGGACAUGGCUGUGGCCAAAGAUGGCUUCUCCGCUCGCUACAACAUGACACACAAAGAAGUCAGCGACACCUUCCAUUGCAGUAACGCGUUAGGUCUGGAGUCAGGGAAGAUCUCUGAUGACCAGAUAACCGCCUCCUCUUCCUUCUAUGACAACACAUGGUUGCCACGGCAGGCCCGCCUUAACAACGACAACAACGCAUGGACGCCCAACGAGGAUAGCAGCAAGGAGUUCAUCCAGGUGGAUCUCCAUGUCCUGAAGGUGUUGACAGGUAUCUCCACCCAGGGAGCGGUGUCCAAGGAGACCCAGAAGUCCUAUUACGUCAUUACCUUCAAGCUGGAGGUCAGCACCAACGGAGAAGACUGGAUGGUCUACCGAUAUGGGAAGAACCACAAGGUGUUCCAUGCCAACACAGACUCUACAGAGGUGGUUCUGAACCGGAUCCCCCAGCCUGUACUGGCCCGCUUCGUACGCAUCAGACCCCAGACCUGGAAGACAGGCAUCGCCCUGCGCUUCGAACUCUACGGCUGCCAGAUCACUGACGCUCCGUGUUCUGAGAUGCAGGGGAUGCUGUCCGGCCUUCUGCCUGACUCCCAGAUCACAGCGUCCUCCACGAGGGAUAUCCACGGCUCCAUGGGGACAGCCAGACUGGUAGCCAGCAGGUCAGGAUGGUCCCCCAGCCCAACGCAGCCUCUGGCCGGGGAGGAGUGGCUCCAGGUGGACUUGGGGGUCCCUAAGACAGUGCGAGGCGUCAUCACCCAGGGGGCGAGGAGUGUGGAGGGGAGCACCUCAGCUGAGAACAGGGCCUUCGUCAGGAAGUACCGCGUGUCUCACAGCCUGACGGGGAAGGACUGGACCUUUAUACUGGACAGCAAGACCAACCACCCUAAGAUCUUCGAGGGAAACACGCACUACGACACUCCGGAGAUCCGGCGGUUUGAGGAGAUACCGGCUCAGUUCAUCAGGAUCUACCCAGAGAGGUGGUCUCCUGCUGGGAUAGGGAUGAGGCUGGAGGUCCUGGGGUGCGAACUGCCAGAAAUGACUACUCUACCUGCCACUGCCACACCCUCCCUGCCUAGACUAGAGGAGACCACCGCUGCCUCGAGAGGACCAGGCACUACUACGUGGUCUCUGGGAGGUCUGUGUGACUUUGAGUCCAGUCUGUGUGGCUGGAUCCCAGACGGCGUGUCAGAGCUGAGCUGGUCUCUCCACAGCGGCAGCAUCUCUUCUGUUCUAACACCCAGCUUGGAUCUCCCUCUCUCUCUGCCCAAAGACGACGUGGGUAACUUCCUCCACAUCGAGGCCAGCCCCAGGACAGAGAGGCAGCGAGCCCGUCUGCUGAGCCCCGCGGUGGGGCCUGAGAGGGGGCCGCUGUGCCUGCUCUUCAACUACCAGCUCCAGGGGCCCGAGAACCAGGGCCAGGGGUCCCUCAGGAUCCUCCUCAGAGCCAAUGACCAGGAGGAGACUUUGCUCUGGGCCCUCAACGGAGACCAGGGGCCCGUGUGGAAGGAGGGCCGCACCAUCCUGCCCCAGUCACCCAAAGAGUACCAGGUGGUGAUUGAGGGUUUCUUUGAGCACAGCAACCGAGGACACAUCUGGAUAGACAACAUCCACAUGAGCUCCAGUACUGAGCUUGAACAGUGCACACAACCCUUCGCUGCAUUCCCUCCUGACAUGACUGGGGGAGCUCUUCCUGGUGCCAGUGAGCCCACAGUAGACACAGAGGUGUCAGUGCAGCCCAUCCCCCCCUACUGGUAUUAUGUAAUGGCUGGCGUUGGGGCCCUGUUACUCCUGGCUUCAUUCACUCUGGUCAUGGUUCUCUGCUGCCACCGCUACCAACUAGCGGCCAAGAAGAACAGCCAGCACUCGGUGUCCUACCAGAGUACCCACUUCCACAGCAGCCACUACGGCCCCGGGCCUAACCACAACCACUACCCCGGGCCUAGGGGUGUUAUGUCAGCCCACUACCCCAACGGAGGCCCUCUGUCUGGGCUGGGGCUGGCAGGACCCACCGCCCCUCCAAUAGAGCCCAUGCUGUCUAUCAGGCUGGAGAAGGAGGACGAGCAUCGGAGCUCCCGGUGCUGACUAUGUCUGACACAGAGACAGACAGACAGGGAGACAGACAGGGAGACAGGUUCAACAGACACACUGAGAGAGACAGUACUGUGACAGGGCAGGGCAGACUGAACCAGACACACACCUGCCCUCAGAUAUCUACAGACACCCUCAGGUGAUGUCGUGAAUGAACGAUCUGGUCUGACUGUUUGGAAUCUGCUGUCUCUGAAGAAAAGAAAAAAACAUUACGAGCAAAAAAAAGGUGCAGAAACGGCUUCAGCAGGCUAAUGAUGCUACAGGCUUAUGAUGCUGCCUCUGUGAAGGAAUGCAAAAAGGUGCAGAAAAGGUGCAGAAAAGGUGCAGAAAAGGUGCAGAAAAGGUGCAGCUGUGGAUGAUAUCGUUGGUUUCCCUUUAGCCUCUCUCCUAGCGGAGCUGCUGCUGUGUGGCUUUAAGACAGGACGUGGAAGGGUUCGCUGUGAUAAUGUGCUUCCUGUUUCAUUGAGCUUGUUUACGUCCAGAACAUCCAGCCAGAACCCUUAGCGGCAGCCCGACUCCUCCAAAGGGUUUCUGGGAAAGAUGGGAUUCGGAAUAUGAGUGUACGUCUCAAUUGGCACCCUAAUCCCUAUAUAGUGCACCAUGGGCCCUGGUCAAAAGUAGUGUGCUAUAUAGGGAAUAUGGUGCCAUUUGGGACGGGCCCUUAAUCUUUCAGUGGGGAGUUAAACAGAGAGAGAGAGAGAGAGAGAGAGAGAGAGAGAGAGAGAGAGAGAGAGAGAGAGAGAGAGAGAGAGAGAGAGAGAUGCUGAUGCUCCACCUAGCAUGACAAACUGAGAUCUGCUGCUCUUGAAGAAGGAAUCAGGGGAGAGGGAGGUAUGUCGGUAUGACAUAUUUCUAUUUUGUUUGACCUUCCUCCUGACUGUGGAGAGAACUCUGGUCCAUGUUUCAGUUUGCUUGGAUGAUGGACUUGCUUGUGUCUGAUUAUAUAUAUUAUUAUAAACUAAUGUUUUAUUUCCUUUAUGAAGGACUGAAGCAAUCGAGACAAUCCUGUACUAACUGCAUUGGCACACCUAUCAAUGGAGACAAUAUUUGUUUUCUUACUAUAUGCAACAGUCUUCUGAAGCUGCCUUAGACAGCCUAUACUCUCUGAGACAGUCAGACACCCUCCAUCCCUCCAUCCCUCCAUUCUCAUGACAUACCUUAACGCUGGGAGGGUACAGGGCUCGUCAGAGUGACAAAUGUACCUCUUUUACUAAUCACAUCACAUCGUCCUCGCUCUACUCUUUUACAUGACUGUUUUACAUUUGUUCAUUCGUUUUUUUAUCAAUUGUUGUGUUGUUCUCGGCGGGCAAAGCUGGUCAAAUUGUGUCCUCUUUACCAGCUUUGCCCGCUGUGUUGAUAUUUUACAUGUUGAUGAGAGGGUGUGUUUUAAUAGGACUUGAGAUAAAGUAUAAGCAUGUUGUUGGAACUGGGUUGUUGUUCUGUAGUUGAGUUAUUGAACGUACCUCAACCGUGUUGUUGAGUUAUUGAACAUACCUCUGGUCCCUGAGAUUUCUCAACAGAGUGUAAUGGAGCUGUAUGAUAGAGCUGUGAUAGUGUUAUACGAGACAGAAGUACUACAGAGCCGUGAUAGUGUUAUACGAGACAGAAGUACCACAGAGCCAUGAUAGUGUUAUAGGAGAUAGAAGUACUACAGAGCCGUGAUAGUGUUAUAGGAGAUAGAAGUACCACAGAGCCGUGAUAGUGUUAUAGGAGAUAGAAGUACCACAGAGCCGUGAUAGUGUUAUAGGAGACAGAAGUACCACAGAGCUGUGAUAGUGUUAUAGGAGAUAGAAGUACUACAGAGCUGUGAUAGUGUUAUAGGAGAUAGAAGUACCACAGAGCUGUGAUAGUGUUAUAGGAGACAGAAGUACCACAGAGCUGUGAUAGUGUUAUAGGAGAUAGAAGUACUACAGAGCUGUGAUAGUGUUAUAGGAGAUAGAAGUACCACAGAGCUGUGAUAGUGUUAUAGGAGACAGAAGUACCACAGAGCCGUGAUAGUGUUAUAGGAGAUAGAAGUACUACAGAGCCGUGAUAGUGUUAUAGGAGACAGAAGUACCACAGAGCUGUGAUAGUGUUAUAGGAGAUAGAAGUACCACAGAGCUGUGAUAGUGUUAUAGGAGACAGAAGUACUACAGAGCUGUGAUAGUGUUAUAGGAGACAGAAGUACUACAUCAUUCAUAGACACACUGAAUGUGCUGGAGUUGUUUCUUGUCCUAAGAAUCCAUUUCAAGUCUCGAGGACAACAGUUGGUCCAUUUUAGAGACAUGGAAUGUUGAAGUUAAUUUGUUAUUCCUAUCAAAAUGUCACUUCUGAUUUUUAGCUUAACGUUUUGCGUUCUAAUGUUACACUGUUUAUUAAUGUUACAUUGCAUUGCUGGGAUCAAGGCAGCUGUAUGACCAUAUAUAGUCAUGUUACUCAUUCUGUGGGUUACCUGCCAGGUGGUUUGGUGCAACUGUCUUUACCUCCAAUCCCUCUGUGAAAGGCCAUUUUCCUUAUUGAAACCUAAAGCUAAUAAAUCAAAUAGAGUAUAGAGAUCCAUUGGUAAUAAAUCAAAUAGAGUAUAGAGAUCCAUUGGUAAUAAAUCAAAUAGAGCAUAGAGACCUUAAACUAGGGCUUAAUUCAAUCCGUAUCGCGGAAGUUCAGCGUUGCGGCGUGAUUUAGAUUUAAAGGUAAUAUUUCCUCGUUAGCGGAGACUGCAUUCAUGGUAAGCACUGCAUACUGUAUGUCAGCUCAAACUGAAAUGAUCAUUACAUUUCUAUUGCACAGUCGCUAAUCUGAGAUACCUGCCAUCUCAUUAGAUCUAACUCCUUCCCACUGUCAAAGGACAUUCUCCUACUAAAUUACAGAUCCUAUUUUCUUUCUUUUUAAACCUACCAAAUGAGAGAGUGAGUAAAUCCUAAUGUGUUGAUUUAGAAACCUCUAGUAAAUCCUAAUGUCUUAGUCUAGAAACCUCUAGUAAAUCCUAAUAUGUUGGUCUAGAAACUUCUAGUAAAUCCUAAUGUUUUGGUAUACAAACCUCUAGUCAAUCCUAAUGUCUUGGUCUAGAAACUUCUAGUAAAUCCUAAUCUCUUGGUCUAGAAACUUCUAGUAAAUCCUAAUGUCUUGGUCUAGAAACUUCUAGUAAAUCCUAGAGAGAGAGACCAUCUGACCCAGCCCAGCAGGCCCAGUGUAAUGGACGGAGCACUCUCGAACUGUAGACUAAUUGGACAAUGAUUGGCAUGGUAUUCACAGAACACUAGCUAGAUGGACAUCUUGGAUUUCAUACUAAUGGAUCAUUGCUUUUUACUCUAUAACACAACCAUGUUGUUGGGUCCCAUCUCAUGUUCCACUCUAUAACCCAACCAUGUUGUUGGGUCCCAUCUCAUGUUCCACUCUAUAACCCAACCAUGUUGUUGGGUCCCAUCUCAUGUUCCACUCUAUAACACAACCAUGUUG
Coregonus clupeaformis (lake whitefish) is the source of this 7164-nucleotide messenger RNA. RefSeq names its product neuropilin 2b (gene nrp2b). Gene Ontology annotation, biological process: angiogenesis; axon guidance; vascular endothelial growth factor signaling pathway. The record is from RefSeq and is a predicted model, not a curated record. Gene Ontology annotation, cellular component: membrane. Bases 892 to 3723 code for a protein of 943 amino acids. Gene Ontology annotation, molecular function: vascular endothelial growth factor receptor activity; semaphorin receptor activity. The transcript is spliced from 17 exons. NCBI's taxonomy places the organism in Eukaryota, Metazoa, Chordata, Actinopteri, Salmoniformes, Salmonidae.